ACUAAGUUAUGAACUCUAACAGAUGUUACACUGGUGCUUUCUCAUUGGCACUCCGAAGAAACGGUACUCCUUUCAACUCGUAUGAGACCAGACGUCUAGUAAUUACUCGGCCUAUGCAAUUGGUCUCCUCCGAUAGUCAUCUCCAUGGAGUGACUGUCUUCCCGUGCUGUGUUUCUUGAAGCCUUUGCCUGAUAUUAACUCCUUUCCAUGGGCAAAUCACUAAUUCACAACGUUUAUUAAGAACAGCCGUGUGGAGUAGUGUGCACCAUUUGCCGAAGACAGUUGGUACGUCGCAGCCUACACGGAAUCAGUCUCCACCUGUUUACUUUUUGGUCGUUGUUUCCAAAUAUUAUGUUGGAGAAUCUCAUUUGAAUGUCGAAUAAAGCAUAUUUUGGCGCAACUGCUGCAAAUUUUUCGUUUUUGUCUCGUUGCGGAGAAUGAUUAGUUGAUAUAGAUGGAAAGUGGCCUCAAUUAUUUGGCGUAUAACAAGACUGAGAUGCAAGGCAGAGCAAUGGACCGUUUCCUAACCUCACCACUCCCCCAUCAGCCUAAUGGUAAUACAAAACAAAACAAAUCUCAAGGUGCUCAAUUGUUUUCUGAAAAUGCAAAUCCUGAAUUGGACCACAAAGUGAAAAAAGUCACCGAGAAGUUCUCGGAGAAUCUUCACAUCGUUGCCAACGAGCCCUCCCUUGCCUUUUACCGCAUACAAGAGCAUGUGAGGAAGUCCAUGCCACAGCUUGUCGAACAAAGGCAUGAAGUCGAGGAUUUACAUCAGCAAGUCCAGGGCAGCUGCUUUGAUAUGGAAUAUGCAGCAGGUGCUGUCCGAACAAUGAACCAAAGCCGAGCUCACUUUCAGAACAUACAGGAUCUCUUAAAGAACUCCAUGUUCAUGAAACAACAAAUAGAAUAUGAAAACAAUCGAAGCUUUCUUGCCAUUGUCUAUGUCUGGAGUGUACAAGGACCAGUUUUAAUUCAAUUUCAAGCAGAAAACACCAAGAAGUUCAAGGUACUGGACUUCAUACAUUAAGGCGUUCCAAUCAAUGCUGAGGACUCUGGUAUAACUACCACCCAGCUAACGUUUGGGUUAACUCUUUAUGGAAAAUCAGUUCUCCUUCCUUUAAUUUAGAUGUGACUGUUUGAUGGAAAAUAUUGAGUUAAAUGCUUUCAGUGGUAUAAUAUCUUAACACCCUGUGCUUUGUGUAUUAUGCUUGGCGUCUUCCCAUUCCCAUUAAUUUGCCUUUCCCUCGGUCAUCCUAGGCGUUCCUCACUGGCUGCUGUCACUGACUAGCAUGUGAGUACUUAGAACUGUUAACAUGCAUCCUAACUGGUAGUGGUACUGGUAGUCUAAGUUUGCAUGUGGCAUGAGUGAAGAUUACUCUAUAGAUUCAUGGAUAGUUGUUACAGUUAAAUUUGUGUUUAUCUGACUUAUACAUGAACUAGAUAUUCACAUAUAACAGACAGUCUUCCAAGUCUGUUUGUCAUUAUCAUAAUGGAUUUCGUAUAUAAAAGACAAAAAAUACUUGUCAUGUCAAGUCCGAUAUAUACAUGUACUAAUUCUAUUGUAUCUGUUCGGUGCAGGAUAGUUGCUCAUAACUCACAGUGACUGGGACGUGUUCUUUUCAAAUUGUGCAUGCUACAUUUAGCAAAAAGGAAUGACUAAGCUUAGCAUGUGUCAAAAACAAGACUUUUGGCAUUUGUGUUUGGUGAAAGGCUUCUGCAGUCUCAGUCUAAGUUCUGUCCAACAUCAUGAUUAAUUGGGUACCAAAAGGUGGAAUGUGAAUUGUUUAAAGUAAUCGAAGAAGAAAUUACCGGUCAUUUUUCCCAGUGAUGUGUAUUCAUAAUUUGUUGCAUAUGAUAUGACACUCAUCGUAUUUUCUGGGUUAAUCAAGAAGUUGGUUUCUGUUAAAUAGUUCAUUUUAUUUGUUAUAAUUUAACAGACAUUUUUGAAGCAAAUCCAGUUUAUUCUCAGUUAAGAUUAAUUCUUUGAAUGGCAGGAAGAGAACCAAAAUACAUGUACAUGCACUCAGUCAAUACUCUCAAACUAUAAGACAACUGCUUGUCACUGUCAGUCACUCCCAAAUCAAAAAAGGUCCACUGACUGCAUGUACUGUCACUUAAAUAUCUCUAACAUCUAAAACAUUUUCAGGAUGCAGGAACGAACUAAUCCAAGUAUGUAUAGGUCAUUAUUGCGGCAACAAAAGACAUUUGAUCAUGCUGCAGUUGGAAUAAAUAACUCGGAUCAAGAUGAGGUAUUCACGUCGAGCGAUCAGCCGUCACGAUUUUCU
Molecule: messenger RNA, 2285 nt
Organism: Lineus longissimus
Lineage: Eukaryota; Metazoa; Nemertea; Pilidiophora; Heteronemertea; Lineidae
Product: BLOC-1-related complex subunit 8-like
Exons: 7
Coding region: 455-1027 (190 amino acids)
Cellular component (GO): BORC complex
Source: RefSeq, a predicted model, not a curated record